UAAUACGACCUCCACAAGACAUGAAGGCACAGGCAGUGGUGUCCUUCUUCUUCAUUCUUACACCAUCUCUAUGUGGAUCUCAGGCUUCCUUCAGUUAUGCUAGCAGUACUAGAAGCGAACAAAUAGUCAUUGGAAGACUUGAUGAAGACGUAAUUCUCCCUUGCUUAUUUGAGAGUGGGCUCAACGUUGUAAUUCACUGGAAGAAUCAAGAUAACUAUGUUUACUCAUACUACAAAGACAGUGACCAGUUGGAAAAGCAAAAUCUCAGAUACGUAAACAGGACAUCCCUCUUCCAUGGUGAAAUUCACAAAGGGAAUGCCUCCCUAUCUUUCCAAAGAUUAAGCCUUCAGGAUGAAGGAAUUUACAUAUGCUAUGUGGGAACAUCAUCUGGAAAAAUCACAAACAAAGUUGUACUAAAAGUGGGAGCUUUUGCCACACCUGUGAUGAAGUAUGAAAAGAAGAACACAAACAGCUUCUUAAUAUGCAGUGUGUUAAGUGUUUAUCCCCAUCCAAUUAUCACAUGGGAAGUGGAUAAUGCACCUAUCUCCGAAGGCAGUGAGGAAGAAAUUGAGUCUUUGGAUCCUUUUCAUAUUAACAGUAGAGUAAAGAUUACUGGGUCAAAUUCAUCUUAUCAGUGUGAUAUUGAAAAUACACUACUGAAGCAAACAUGGACAGGGAGAUGGACAAUGAAAGAUGGCCUUUGUAAAACACACAGUGAGAACGUUUUACUCUCAUGUGAACCUGCAAACAGUUCUUUCCUACCAAGUCAAGACUUCACAGUCACUUGGUCCAGAGUGGAAAGUGGGACUUCCUCCGUCCUGGCUUACUUUCUGAACUCCUCGCAAAAAACAGUUAUCAAUGAACCCCGACUUUCACGGAACAAACUGCUAAUAAACCAGCAUGACUUCUCUUUGACUUUGAAGGAUCUUAGUCCUUCAGACAGUGGGGAGUACUUAUGCAAUAUUUCUUCAAGCAGAUAUACUUUACUCACCGUCCAAACACUGCAUGUAGGUAAGUUACAAGGAAGGCUGGAUGACAGGUUUCAGGCAUAG
Molecule: messenger RNA, 1052 nt
Organism: Camelus dromedarius (Arabian camel)
Lineage: Eukaryota; Metazoa; Chordata; Mammalia; Artiodactyla; Camelidae
Gene: HHLA2
Product: HHLA2 member of B7 family
Exons: 4
Coding region: 21-1052 (343 amino acids)
Biological process (GO): T cell receptor signaling pathway; regulation of cytokine production
Cellular component (GO): external side of plasma membrane
Molecular function (GO): signaling receptor binding
Source: RefSeq, a predicted model, not a curated record